GCUGCGGUAGUUGCGCGCUGGGAUCGCGGCGGUGCGGCGGCGACGAGUUCAGCUUUCAUUUAAAUAAAAUGACAACCUCUUGGAGUGACCGGUUACAGAAUGCGGCAGAUAUGCCUGCAAACAUGGAUAAACAUGCCCUGAAAAAGUAUCGCCGAGAGGCCUACCACCGGGUAUUUGUGAACCGAAGUUUAGCCAUGGAAAAAAUUAAGUGUUUUGGUUUUGAUAUGGAUUAUACACUUGCUGUGUACAAGUCUCCGGAGUAUGAAUCACUCGGUUUUGAACUCACUGUGGAGAGAUUGGUAUCUAUUGGCUACCCCCAGGAGCUGCUCAGCUUUGCUUAUGAUUCCACCUUCCCUACCAGGGGACUUGUCUUUGACACACUGUAUGGAAAUCUUCUGAAGGUUGAUGCCUAUGGAAACCUUUUAGUUUGUGCACAUGGAUUUAACUUCAUCAGGGGUUCUCAGGUAGCUGCUCAGAAGAGACCGGAAACUAGAGAGCAGUAUCCAAAUAAAUUUAUCCAGCGAGAUGAUACUGAAAGAUUUUACAUUCUGAACACACUAUUCAACCUGCCAGAGACCUACCUGUUGGCCUGCCUAGUAGAUUUUUUUACUAAUUGUCCCAGAUACACAAGCUGUGAGACAGGAUUUAAAGAUGGGGACCUCUUCAUGUCCUACCGAAGUAUGUUCCAGGAUGUGAGAGAUGCUGUGGACUGGGUGCAUUACAAGGGAUCUCUUAAGGAAAAAACAGUUGAAAAUCUUGAGAAGUAUGUAGUCAAAGAUGGAAAACUGCCUUUGCUUCUGAGUCGGAUGAAGGAAGUCGGAAAAGUGUUUCUUGCUACCAACAGUGAUUAUAAAUAUACAGAUAAAAUUAUGACUUACCUGUUUGAUUUUCCACAUGGCCCUAAGCCUGGGAGCUCCCAUCGGCCAUGGCAGUCCUACUUUGACCUGAUCUUGGUGGAUGCACGGAAACCACUCUUCUUUGGAGAAGGCACAGUGCUGCGUCAGGUGGAUACUAAAACCGGCAAGCUGAAAAUUGGCACCUAUACAGGUCCCUUACAGCAUGGCAUUGUGUACUCAGGAGGUUCCUCUGAUACAAUCUGUGAUCUCCUGGGAGCCAAGGGCAAAGACAUUUUAUAUAUUGGAGACCACAUUUUUGGGGACAUCUUAAAAUCAAAGAAGCGGCAAGGCUGGCGAACUUUCUUGGUGAUUCCUGAGCUUGCACAGGAGCUGCAUGUCUGGACUGACAAGAGUUCACUUUUUGAAGAACUUCAGAGCUUGGAUAUUUUCUUGGCUGAACUCUACAAGCACCUUGACAGCAGCAGCAAUGAACGCCCAGACAUUAGCUCCAUUCAAAGACGCAUCAAGAAAGUGACGCAUGACAUGGACAUGUGCUAUGGGAUGAUGGGCAGCCUGUUUCGCAGCGGCUCCCGGCAGACGCUCUUCGCCAGUCAGGUGAUGCGUUACGCUGACCUCUACGCGGCCUCCUUCAUCAAUCUGCUCUAUUACCCAUUCAGCUACCUCUUCAGAGCAGCCCAUGUCUUGAUGCCACAUGAGUCCACCGUGGAGCACACUCACGUGGAUAUCAAUGAGAUGGAGUCGCCACUUGCCACCCGGAACCGCACGUCCGUGGAUUUCAAAGACACCGACUACAAGCGGCACCAGCUGACACGGUCCAUUAGUGAGAUCAAACCUCCCAACCUCUUUCCACUGGCCCCCCAGGAAAUUACACACUGCCACGAUGAAGAUGAUGAUGAAGAGGAGGAAGAAGAAGAAGAAUAAGGCGGAAGGCCAACCCUGAGCACCCCUGGAGUUGGCUCUGGCGGGACUCAGAGGAGCAGCGGAUGCCCGUCUGGAUUCUAGUUUGGGCCAUGGGGCGCUCCAUCCAAAGUGUACCUGGACAUUUUGGGAGAACUUUAAAAUAUUCUUAUCACUAGGGAGAUACUUAUUUUGGUUCUGUGGUCUGCAUUCUGCAGAUGCUUCCAAAUUAUAAUGGAGUCUGUGCUGGAAGAAAAUCAGGGUAAAGUCAG
Suncus etruscus (white-toothed pygmy shrew) is the source of this 2026-nucleotide messenger RNA. RefSeq names its product 5'-nucleotidase, cytosolic II (gene NT5C2). The record is from RefSeq and is a predicted model, not a curated record. Gene Ontology annotation, molecular function: 5'-nucleotidase activity. Gene Ontology annotation, biological process: adenosine metabolic process; IMP metabolic process. The transcript is spliced from 19 exons. Lineage: Eukaryota; Metazoa; Chordata; Mammalia; Eulipotyphla; Soricidae. Bases 69 to 1778 code for a protein of 569 amino acids.